This is a messenger RNA of Clupea harengus (Atlantic herring), 2259 nucleotides long. RefSeq names its product proteinase-activated receptor 4-like. The transcript has a single exon. The coding region runs from base 1 to 1191 and encodes 396 amino acids. Lineage: Eukaryota; Metazoa; Chordata; Actinopteri; Clupeiformes; Clupeidae. The record is from RefSeq and is a predicted model, not a curated record. Gene Ontology annotation, cellular component: plasma membrane. Gene Ontology annotation, molecular function: thrombin-activated receptor activity. Gene Ontology annotation, biological process: positive regulation of Rho protein signal transduction; phospholipase C-activating G protein-coupled receptor signaling pathway; blood coagulation.
AUGACAAUAAAGCUGAUCUCUUCUGAUUAUCUAUGCUGUUGUGCCGCAGGGUUGCGCAGCCAUCCAAUAAACAACUGCAACGACGUGAGCCCGGAGGUUGUGCGCCACAUCCAGGCCAAUGACACGACGGUGCUGCUGCCCAUCCUCUACCUCGUGGCCUUCGUGGUGGGCCUCCCCUCCAACCUGGUGGCCCUGUGGGUGCUGCUCUUCCGCACCAAGAAGCAGCCAUCCACCAUCCUGCUCAUAAAUCUGACCACCUGUGACCUGCUACUGCUGGUCGUGCUGCCCUUCCGCAUCGCCUACCACUUCCAUGGCAACAACUGGAUGCUGGGCGAGCCCCUGUGUCGCCUGGUGAUAGCCGUCUUCUACGGGAACACGUACGGCUCGGUGCUGAGCCUGGCACUGAUCGCCUUCGACCGCUACCUGGCACUGGUGCACCCGAUCGACGGGCGGGCGCUGCGCAGCUACCGUUUCUCCUUCUACAUGUGCAUAGCGGCAUGGGCGGUGGUCGUGGCUGCCAUGGCGCCCCUGCUGGCCACACAACAGACCUACACGCUCAAGUCCCUCAACAUCACCACCUGCCACGAUGCGCUGCCCGUGGACGAACAGGGCAGCUUCUUCCUGCCCUACUUCGCAAGCCUGUUCACCAUUUGCUUUCUGCUGCCACUGCUGGUGGUCGUGUUCUGCUACGGCUGCAUCCUGCACACGCUGGUUAAGUCUGGCCGGCGCUACAACCACGCCGUGCGCGUCACCGUGCUGACAAUAGUGGUGUUCCUGGUGUGCCUGUUGCCCAGCAAAGUGCUACUGCUCUCGCACUACUCCAACAUGGUGAGUGCGGGCAAGGCGGGCGAGGACAACCUCUACGUCCCCUACAUGGUAAUGUUGGCACUCAGCACCUUCAACAGCUGCCUGGACCCCUUCAUCUUCUACUACGUGUCUGAGGACUUCUGGGAGAAGGCGCAGCAGAUGCUGUUCUGCAGGAAGCCCAAGCUGCAUGCCACCUCCAGCAAGCAGGACACGCGCUCGACCUCUGGGUCAUCUCGGUCCAAGCUCACGCUGCUGUCCACCUCCAGCCAGCAUGACACGCGCUCGACCUCUGGGUCCUCUCGGUCCAAGGUGACGCUGAUGUCCACCUCGGGCCAGGUGAUAGUUAUUCCCGAGGCCACCACUUUGAAGGGGAAUAUGGCCUGAUUGCAGGGGUGCGGGAUCGGGGUGACUAGAAACUGCUACUGGGGCAUCGCAAGCUUCGCAAGUAGUGUAUAUGUGACUGCAAGUGCUCCCCAGUGACUGCCCUCUCCAGGUGGAAGAACCAGAGGUCGACAGGAGACACUGGAUGCCUGGGAAAAAAUACAGCGCCAUUUACCUUUUGGUGUUAACAUGCAUUUAUCCUCCUUGCUAAAGCUCUGCAAAUAGGGAACCGGAAGUGAUAUAAGAAUAUAAUCUCCAUUUCACUCGGAAUGGCUAUAAGAAAAGACAUCAGUUAUAACUAUUGUGUUGUGUUAACGUGUGAAGUCAUGGCAUUAAAGGUCCACAUUGGUGUGAUUGUGAAGACCAUAUAAAACAUGUGAGAUAAUUUGGCUUAUUUCUGCAUGUUUUACUGACAGAACGUACGCAGCAAAAAUGUUUAAAAACAUACAUCUGUAUUGUCAUGUUGUCAGUCCUGAACACCUUCUGUAGAUCUAGACCCUUGAAAAUUCCCGAGUGAUAAUUCCUUCCCAGGGGUCUACAGCUGUGACUAUCAGUUCAACCAGCGGCAUUCCUUACGGCCGACGCUGUGUCCCAGGGCAAGUGGAGCCCUGCAGGCCAGAACUCUGACGAUGUAUAGAGAUGUGAAGAUUCUAUAUAAACACAAACAGUUUAAUAAAAAUAAAAAUGGUCUGUAAUAAGUAGGCCUAGACCAGAUCUCAGGGUUCGAGAAAAAUUAUGAGCAUAGAUUAGCUUAUGAAAGAAGAAGAGCUUAUAAAAGGAAUGAGUGCAAAUGAAGAAAACUAAUUCAUUGAAUUGAGGUGCUGUUUGGUAUGGAGAGAAAAUGGAGUGAAGCAGAGAGAUGGAGUGUGAGAAAGAGGAGUUGGAGAGGGAUAUAAAAAACAAUUGGAUGGAUGUUCUACAGAGGGAGAGAAUGAGUGAAAGUAGGAAAGAGAAUGGACAUAAGGGGAGGAACGAGAUUUUAGAAAGAACGAUCGAUAAAGUGGAAGAUAUAGACAUGGCAUGGAGGAAAAAAGGAAAUGGAAAGGACUGUUAAGUAAAAAAAAGGCUGAA